Molecule: messenger RNA, 1217 nt
Organism: Aedes albopictus (Asian tiger mosquito)
Lineage: Eukaryota; Metazoa; Arthropoda; Insecta; Diptera; Culicidae
Product: ejaculatory bulb-specific protein 3-like
Exons: 1
Coding region: 282-665 (127 amino acids)
Source: RefSeq, a predicted model, not a curated record
ACAAUUUUUAGCGUGCAUGCGGAACUAAAUAAGAUAAUUGACUACGGUACUCCUAACGGAUUACUGAAAAUGAAACUUAUCAUGAAAGUGAGAGGAUCCCCCGUAGUUUUUGGAAGCUAAGCUGUGAAGAUUCAACCAUUUGCUCCGUUAGGUUUAAAGUUUUGACCUUCUGAAUGAAACACUAUAUAAGCUGAUAUCCGACGUUCAAAGAUCAUAGUUCACAACAGAGUUUCAUCAGAUUCAAAUUCCAGUUCAACCCCAAAAUUCACCAGACCAGCAUCAUGAAGUUGUUCGUCACAGUUCUCGUCCUUAUCGCUACGGUGGCUGCCCAGGAGUUCUACACCACCAAGUUCGACAACAUCGACGUGGAUGAGAUCCUGAAAUCGGAUCGCCUUUUCAAGAACUAUUUCCAGUGUCUGUUGGACGAAGGUCGCUGUACACCGGAGGGAAACGAGCUGAAACGUUUGCUGCCGGAUGCCCUGGAGACGGCCUGUUCCAAGUGUAGUGAGAAGCAACGUAGUGCGGGGGUACGGGCCGUGAAAUAUCUGAGCGAGAACAGGCCGAUUGAAUUCAAGGCUCUGCGAGCCAAGUUUGAUCCGGAAAACAAGUACAUUGAUCAGUAUGUCCGGGAUGCGGAGAAGGAAGGAAUUACCUUGAAUAUUUGAAUAUCGGAGAGUAUUGUAGCAACGUGUUCAGUGGUGAAGAAUUGUUGACAUGAGCCUAUAAUAUUUAUUGAAAUGAUUUUGAACAAGUAAAUUGCUGUUUUAGCUGAAUGUGAGGUUUUGAUUUGGUGCAAGCAAUUGAAAGAUAUAUCCAGGUAUGGUAUUUGGUGUUAUUAGGUCAAAUUGCAUGUUUUGCCUUCCGCGAUAGUUUGGAUGAGUGCCAAUGUUUAUAAUCUGAUGUUUUGUUGAAACAUGUUCAAACUAUUGGUGUUUCAAUUAGCAGAAAGUGUGCUUAUAUGUUUGAUGUGACGGUAAAUGACACUAUUUUGAACUUGUAUAUGUUUUUUAAAUUUUUUUUUAUAUUUGUGAAUUUUAACUUAAUGCUAAUUCUUCACAACUUGUAUAUGUGUUUUGAAUGAAUAAUAACUAUUUUACAUAUUAAAUGUGGGCCGAAUAUUGAGGACAUUAUUUUACUAUGUACCCACAUCUUGGCUCAUUAGUAAAGUGACGUCAACAACAUAGCUUGCGUAUAAACCAGAAGGAAUGAUGAGGAAG